Caenorhabditis bovis is the source of this 1968-nucleotide messenger RNA. Lineage: Eukaryota; Metazoa; Nematoda; Chromadorea; Rhabditida; Rhabditidae. The record is from the annotation of a GenBank genome assembly.
AUGAAUUCACUAUUAUUAAUUAUUUCUAUAUUUUCCGUCACAUAUGCGUCGAUUUCACCAGAUAACGUAUUCUUGGAUAAGAACGUCGGAGAAUUCCGCGAGCUAUUGAUUGACCCGAAAGCUGGAGCGCUUGUUGUUGGUGCCGAAGGGGCGAUUUUCCGUUUGUGGGCGUAUAAUGUGAACGAUACUGGAGAGAAUGUGUAUGCGAAAAAGACUCUUGAAUUGAGUGAAUCGGAAGAAUCAGAAUGUCGCAGCACAGCGAGCGACGAGCGUCUUUGUCGUCCAUCAACCCGAUUCCUUUCGUUUGCCAACAAUAUGGAAUCGAUAUUCGUGUGCUCGUCGGUCGGCAUGCGUCCAGAGAUCCGAAUGCUCGAUGCGCUUUCGCUCAAUGACCAACAAGAGCCGCGAACUGAAAUCGGAAUUUGUGUUGUCGAUCCGACAUUCAACGCGACGACAGUUCUCGUCGAGACGGGAAAUCCAGAAGACGUUGUGUCGAUCUACUCAGGAAUUCGCACCGGAAUGGGCGGCGAGAAUCAUUUGAUCUACCGGCCGCCGUUGAUGAAGGCCGGAAGGCAAUUACACGCGAGUAUCCGAACGAUCUACUCCGAUAAUAAAUGGCUGAAUGAACCCCAGUUUGUUGGAUCUUUCGAUGUUGGACAACAUGUCUACUUCUUCUUCAGAGAAAUUGCUCAUGACAACGCGUUUGGCGAGAGAAUUGUACACAGUCGAGUGGCGAGAGUUUGCAAGAAAGACAUUGGAGGAAGAAAUGUUCUUCGUCAGGUUUGGACGUCCUUCAUCAAAGCGAGACUGAAUUGCUCGGUUUCCGCAAAUUAUCCAUUCUACUUUGAUCACAUUCAAAACGUUGAACGCGUCGAUAAGAAUGGAGAAACUUUCUUCUAUGCGACAUUCAGUACAUCUGAAACAGCAUUCACAUCAUCGGCGGUCUGCAUGUUCUCCCUUGGAUCUAUCAAUCAUGUUUUGAACAAUGGUCUUCUUCUUGAGGAAUCUGCUACUGGAUUUUAUUCAACGAAUGCUGAAGAAACUCCAACGCACCGCCCGGGAACGUGCUCUUCAAAUUCCCAUUCCAUAUCUGACAAUGAUUUGCACUUUGCCAAAACGCAUUUGUUGAUUUCUGAUGCGAUUUCUGGUGGAAUUCCGAUUCUUCCGUUACGCGACGUCGUUUAUUCGCACAUUUCUGUCGACUCGCUGCCAAAUCAGAAUGUCCUUUUCAUUUUUGAUCAUAAUGGCCGGAAAAUGUGGAAAAUUUCGCAUUGGAAGGAAGGAAAUGAAUGGAAAUGGAAUUUGAUUGAGCAGAGAAAAUUGGCGAUUGAUUCAAAAAUCAAUGAUGUCGUAUUACUACCAUCAGAAUUCUUUUUCGUUUCAUCGAAAUCGCAAGUUUCUCAAUUCUCGGUAUCCCGAUGCGAUUCGUUCCCGUCAUGUGCAUUGUGCACUCUGGAUCCAUAUUGUAGCUGGAAUGCGGUGAACUCGAAAUGCAAACAGAAACAGAAAUCGCACGAGAAGAGCGUCGGAUGGAUAUCGUCGUCAUGGGCGGGGCGAAUUUCUCCAGAAUGCAGCGCCGUUGAGAAAAUCGCAGUGAAAGACAUGUAUUUGGGAGACGGAAUUCGAUUGGAAGGUGCUCGAGAUGGAAUCUGGCAGAAAGAUGGAAUUGAACUUGAAUCGAAUGAUCGACUCACAUUGACAUCAGACGGUCAUCUCAUCAUGCUCAAUAUUCAGCCGACCGAUUCAGGGACUUACGAAUGUGCUCACAACAAUGCCAUUGUUGUGAGAUAUCGGAUUGUUGUUCAUGAAAACUGCGCUCGACCGACUUCUGUUGCAGAAUAUCGAUCGUGUCAGAGGGAAUGGUGCAAAAAGGCGGAUGCUUAUAAAGCAGCUCUCAAUAUUUGGAGCGAAGGCAACAAGAAAAAUAUUCAAUGUAUUGCAAACGGUUCUUCUCAUGGUGUUCACUAA